This is a messenger RNA of Auanema sp. JU1783, 1032 nucleotides long. The record is from the annotation of a GenBank genome assembly. NCBI's taxonomy places the organism in Eukaryota, Metazoa, Nematoda, Chromadorea, Rhabditida, Rhabditidae.
AUGGAAAUAACAUCUUUUGUACUUGACAGUGUGACAGGCCCUAAAAAGUAUUCAAAGUUUGAUAGUAGCCCUGAACCUGACGAGUUGCCGUCUCCAGAUCGUAGUGAAGCUGGCUUCUCAUAUAGUGAUAAUGAAGAGGAAGAGGAAGUUCAGCAUGUUCUCGACUUUGAUCCAAAAACAGCCAAGUAUGAAGAUCUUACGGAUGAACAAAGAGCAAGAUUAUCUCCCGAUUCGAGACAAAGGUUAGAGUCGGAUCAUCAGAGUCGUAUAGUAGCUGCACUUCCAGUUUUUUAUCCUGGCGUGAUGGGUUGUCGAAAUGUCCAAGAGUUUGAAUGUGUUAAUAGAGUGCAAGAGGGCACAUUUGGAGUUGUUUUCAGAGCCAAAGAUAAGAGAACAGAUGAAAUCGUUGCAUUGAAACGAUUGAAGAUGGAAAAGGAACGGGAAGGUUUCCCGAUUACUUCUCUGAGAGAAAUUAACAUGUUGUUGAAAGCUGGCAGUCAUGAUAACAUCGUCAAUAUUAAAGAAAUUCUUAUUGGAAGCAGCAUGGAUAAAAUUUUUGUGGCCAUGGAGUUUGUAGAACACGAUCUCAAAACUUUGAUGGACACCAUGUCCAAGAAAGGGAAACGGUUCUCAAUAGGUGAACAGAAGACAUUGAUGAGGCAAUUAUUAUCGGGAUUAGCGCAUAUGCACCACUUAUGGAUAUUACAUCGAGAUUUGAAAACCUCUAACUUACUUCUAUCACACAAAGGAGUAUUAAAGAUUGCUGAUUUUGGAUUGGCUCGGGAGUACGGUGAUCCUUUGAAUGCUUACACACCUAUUGUUGUCACUUUGUGGUAUAGAUCUCCUGAGUUACUGUUAGGGAAGAAGAUCUAUUCAACACCAGUUGAUAUGUGGUCUGUAGGUUGUAUAAUGGCUGAAUUCCAAUCUUUGAAAGCACUUUUUCCCGGUCGUGGUGAAAUGGACCAAAUCAAAUUGAUAUAUCAGCAAAUGGGUACUCCUUCUAAAGAAAUUUGGCCUGAGUAUGAAGAACUU